This is a messenger RNA of Lytechinus variegatus (green sea urchin), 3962 nucleotides long. It is a transcript of the gene spag1, whose product is annotated as sperm-associated antigen 1-like. Bases 102 to 3374 code for a protein of 1090 amino acids. Gene Ontology annotation, molecular function: heat shock protein binding. The record is from RefSeq and is a predicted model, not a curated record. NCBI's taxonomy places the organism in Eukaryota, Metazoa, Echinodermata, Echinoidea, Temnopleuroida, Toxopneustidae. The transcript is spliced from 23 exons. Gene Ontology annotation, cellular component: mitochondrion; cytosol.
AGUACAGAGAAAUUUGCUUGAUAAUUUCAGCUCAUAUACUCUACCUUCCCGAUAUGGCCUUUCACGAGAACAUGUACAGGGAUUAGUGAACAUUUAAAGAGAUGGAGAAUAUCAAUGCAACGCAACAAAUGUUUGGGGCCAGCAGUUCUUCAGAGAAAAGCAUUCCAGUGGAACUGUUGGAAUAUGACUACAUUGCAAAGUGUACUGAUGGAAAGGAAUUGGAGAAGAUCUACAAAAUAUUGAGGGCUGGUACAGAGGGUUACUACCCUGAUCUUGUACAGUUCUGUGAGAGAAGACUAGCAGACAUUGCUCCAAAUAGCAAGUUACUAAGGAAGGAAGUUAGACCGGCUACAGAGUAUGACCUAGGCAAAGAGGAGUGGUCAAAGGUCAACAAUGAUGUCAAGGACUGGGUCAAUGAUAUUUCUAAGGAUGGAAGCGAAGAUGGGGAUGUUGUUACAGAAGAAAAGCUACCUCCUGUUCGCAAUAGAGGUGUGAUAAAUACAGAUGGCAAGAAGAAUGAAUCUUCCAAGGAGUGGGGGAAGCCUUCGGCGGAGCGUAUCAAGGGCUCUGAUUUCAGGCAAUGGGACAAGUACAAUGCUGAUGAAGAAGAAGCCAGAGUAGAUGAUAAGGAUGGAGGCAUGAAAGCUGCCUACGAGAAACUCUCUAACGCACGAUCAGCUGCUGAAGCCCGAACUAACAUUGAUACAAGCGGUAUGACAGACAGAGAAAGAGAAUCAGUAGCAAACAGAGAGAAAGACAAAGGAAAUGAGGCAUUCCGUGCCAGUGAUUACCAAGAAGCUAUUCUUUACUAUACCAGGAGCUUAUCUGUAGUACCUUCUGCUCCAGCCUACAACAACAGGUCCCUUGCAAGAAUCAAGGUUGGGGAGUUUGAUGGAGCAAUAGAGGACUGUACCAAGGUGCUUCAGCUGGAGCCUACCAACAUCAAAGCUUUAUUGCGGAGGGGAACAGCUAGGAAAUCUCUGAAGAAUUACAAACUUGCUCUUCAAGAUCUUCAGGCUGUCCUUCAAGUAGAACCAAACAACAAACAGGCUCUGGAUAUGGUAAAUGAUGUGGUAGCCAAGAUGGAGAAGGAGAAGACACAGAUUGAGGACGAGCUGAAGAAAAAAGGAUCUACGAGCAGUACAUGUAUAUCCGGACAGCAGCAACUCUCAUCUGGUGAAACCAAGGCCAAGUCUGGAGGCAGGAGACUAGUCAUUCAGGAGGUAGAGGAAGAACAAUGCAGUGAGGACGAGGAUGCUGGAGAGAAAGAAGUGAACGUUUCCAAGAAGACUUUGGAGAAGAAGGAUUCGAAUAACAGCAUGCAGAGUCCAGUGGAAAGUGGCAGCAGUGAGAUAGAUGGGGGCAGUUCAAGCAAGACCAAGCCACCGGUAUCGUCUAGUUCUCCAGUGCUGAACAAUACAUCCCAAGUUCCAAUUGCAGCGAAUCAAAGUGAAAAACCUACGCCCACUCCACCCAAGCCUGCCCCGCCCCUUCCAAAGAUGGUGGUUUCCCUCAAGGAUGCUGGCAAUGACUUCUUCAAGCAGGGGCAGUAUACAGAAGCUAAUGACCGCUACAGCAAAGCAAUCAAGACACUCUGUAAAGAUAAGCAUGUUCACUCCAUGGGAUUGUCUACAUUGUACAGCAACAGGGCAUCAUGUCAUCAUAGAUCUGGCAAUCCCAAAGCCUGUAUUGAGGACUGCACUUCAGCUCUGGAUCUUAACCCAAACAAUGUGAAGGUAUACUUGAAGAGGGCCCAGGCAUAUGAAACAAUUGAAAAAUAUGACUAUGCCUAUGUGGAUUUCAAGACUGCGAUGAACUUUGACAUGUAUAAUACCAAUGCUCAAAAUGGAGCUAGCAGGAUGUUACAAAUUUUGAAGGAUAAACAUGGGAAGCAGUGGAGGGAAAAGUUACCUUCAGAGCCCAAGUCUCCCAGCUUUCCCUGGCCAGCCUAUGUGCAUUCCAGUCUUGGUUCUACCACUACAUCCUCCACCUCUUCUGAUACCACCAUGUCAACCAAUUCAAAGAAUCAAACAGCCCCAGGUUCUACCCCAGUGCACACCACAGACCCAGCUGCUGAAACAAAUGCUGCACAGACAAUAUCACCUGUGGCAGAAGUUGCUUCAGCAUCGCCGUCCUCAUCUACCACUCCUGCUGCAAAGGCUCCAUUCAGUGCUUCAACAGGGGGCGCUGCACCACCCGAAGGAGCCAUGCCGUCGUCUACGAAGACUGCUCAUAAACCCAAGACGUCCCCGUCGCAACCUCCACUAAGAGAAGCAGGGAAGAAGAAGACCGCUCUUGAUAAACCGAAAACCAAAGAGGAAAGGUUCCAGGAAUUCAAGGCUCAGGGCAAUGACCUUGUGAAGAAGGGUGCAUACAGUCAAGCUAUCGGCUGCUAUACAAGAAGUAUUGAAGUAGACUCAAGCCAAGCUGUCAGCUAUUCCAACAGAGCACUCUGCUAUCUCAAACUGAACCUGCCUGAAGAUGCAAUCGAGGAUUGUAAUGAAGCCCUCAAGAGAGAUCCUAAAGGAGUCAAAGCUCUCUAUCGUAGAGCACUGGCUAGGAAGACGUUGGGUAGUUUCCAGGAGAGUGUAAAAGACUUGAUGGACUUGCUCAAAAUAGAACCCGCUAAUCCGUCUGCCAAGAAGGAACUGGAAUUGGUGAAAGAUGCCUGGAGGAAGGAUUUGAGAGAUAAACAGAACAAGGCUGCUCAGGAGAGCAAAGAGAAUGAUGGAAGGACUGGUGUAGAAAAUGGAGUUGAUAUGAAAAAGAAAUCUGGCAAGAGGAUGCAGAUUGAGGAAGUGACCGAGAGCAGUGAUGAAGAGCAGGAUCCAGUUUCUAGGAAAAGUAAUGUACCCUCUUCACCUAAAGAAACCUCUUUGCCAGCAGCUGAGAAGGGAGUUAUAGAUACAGGGAAAAUGGAAAAAAGGAAGAAACUGCAGUCUGCUACCACAGAAGGUAGUGGAACAAAGUCUUCAAAUGUUGCAAAUGGUUUACCAGCUCAAAAAAAGAUGACUGCCUAUGAGUUCAUGCAAGAGUGGAUAUCAUUGAAGAGGAGAAAGAAUCUUGAGGCACAUGCUAAGCUCUUGAAACAGGUGCAGCCCAAUGAUAUUCCGAAAGUUAUGAGCAACAAACUUGAUGGGGACAUGUUGGCUAAGAUCUUAAGUGCAUCAGCCAAUCACCUAGUUGAAGAAGAUCCUGCCUUCACCUACCAACUUCUCAACAAGCUACGAUGUGUAGAUCGCUUCAAGACCAUCGCCAUGUUCCUGACCAAAAUGGACAAAGACAAUAUGCAGAGAUGCAUCAACAUGAUAUCAAAGUCAGAGAUAUGCAAGGAAGAUGACCUUAAGAAGCUCAAGAAAGCCUAUCAGAUAUAAGACAAAAUGUAAUAUGCCCCUAGAGUGGAAUUACUAGAUGUUUUCUUUCAUUUUUUUUUACCUUCUGUUUCUUUUUCCCAGUGUAGAUCAUGUUUCUUGCAAAGUUCAACCUGUAGUUUCUAACACUGUAAAGAUUUGUUACCCUUUAUGUUUAGUCGUACUCUAUUAUUGAAGUUUAUGUUUUGACUAAAAAGUCAUAAGGGAUAUAUUAUAUGGUUAGAGGUACUGGUCCACCAAAUAUUUCUUUGCAAUCUUGAUUGGAGAGAGGAGAUAAGGUAUCGGGACAAAGCAAAGGCUUUCAAUCACAAAAUUACAAUGACCAUUCAGGAUCAAAAGAUCGUAUGUUUUUAUCACUAAAAGGUACUAGCAUCAUCAUUUUUCAUUUGACAGAAUUAUUAGGACUGCCAAAAAAUUUGCCCUUGAUAUAUGAGAAGUUGCCUUUCGAUGCUAUUGCUGUUCUAAUAUUGAUCAGUUUGCUUCGAACGCAUAACUUCAUUUGAAAAAUAAUUAAGAUUCAAAUGCAACUUUGUAGUGGAGAUCAAUACAUUUAUUACUGUAACUAAGUCAACUGUCUGACAACCGUAUUCU